UGUAUAAUCUGUGUCGUUAAGGUGAAACAACACAACUGGCUGUGCCGUCUCUUUUAUGCAUGUUUUAGUGACUGGUUGGCUGGCUGUUUUGCUCGCGCGUGUUUGUGUGCGUGUGUGUGAGUGUGGUGGCUUAGUGAUUUUUGAUGCCUAUGUGUUUUGGUUGUUGUUGUUCUUGGGGUGUUGGGGUUUUGUUUGCCAUAGCGUAAAUUAUGAAAACAAUUUUCGGAUUCAUUCGUUUGUCAAACUUUGCAAAAGACAAGUGUCAGUGUCGUUUGUGCCGCCGUGUCGCGCGCGUUUUAAAGUGCCCCCCUCACUUUAGUUUCUCGUUUGCAUUGUCGUGAAAACAAACGUUUCAUAAAAUCGUUGUGCUUUGUAUUUUACUACUCUGUUGACUAAUGAAACACGUUCCAAUGUGGCUAUUGUUUUUGGGUUCAACCUAGACCCCAGCACACCUCCAUGGAGAACAAAACUUAUGAAUAAACCAGAGCCCCCCUCUUUCCAAGCGGUGUAGAAAAACGACUAACAACAAUAACAAAUGCGUGGUUAAGUGUAAGGUUUUGCGUUUGCUCUUUUGGUGAAAGAAAAAAAAAAAGAAUAAUUUUGAUUUCAAUUGGAAUGUACGUAUGUAUAGUGAGUGCUGUUACGACGAUGCUAGAAACUGUUUAACCAAUGUGAUGGUGAAAAAUUCUUAAUUACACAAGAGCAGUGGUGGAGGAAUACUAAAAUAUGGAAAAUUUUACAUGAGCAGCAGCAGGAAAUUGCAAACAUACCAUCAUCAUCAUAUGCAUAAGCCUUUGUUGAUAAAAGCGUAAAAAAUAUAAAAGUUUACAAAACUUACAAAUUCACCACAUACAUAUGAGUGAGUGAAUGAGUGCCCAGCGAGUGUGAGGUGGUAAAAUGACCAAAGCAAAACAAAAUAUCGUGUAAAUUGAGUAAAUACUAAAGAACGAGAAGAAGAAGGAAAAACGUGCGAUAACUUCGUUCAUUAUAAAAAAAUAUAAACGAGUAGCAGCGCAGUCAACGUCUGUGGUGAGUUUAAUGAAAAAAUUAAAAGUGUUGAAAAGCAUAAAAAGUAAAAUAACUCGUGGGGUCUUCGAAAAACCGUUUUUUCAAUAGCUACCCGGAAGUCAUUUUAAUUAUAAUUUAAGAAAACCCAAAACCUUAAGCAACAAUAAUUUUGCAAACAAAAAAGGGUUUUCAAAUACACAAAGUCUUCUCCAAAACCUGCGCGCUCUUUUUUAACUCAACAAAAAUUUGCAAAUUCAAUUCUCCCCCAAACAACAUCAAGCUAAGGUGAAAAGUAAACAAACGUCAGCCCAGCUGUAUGUGAGAGAGUAAGAAAGAGGCUAAAGUGAGCUAACGAGUGUGUUGAAAAAAUCUUGCUUAUCACCCAUACACCCCAUGCAACCCCCCGCUAUAGUAGAAAAAAUUUAAUAAGAAAUAAAAUAGAAAACAAAACAAAAUAAAAAAAGCAUAUGGGAGAAUUUGUUAUUGUUAAAUAAUUGCAAUCAAAUUGUGUGAAUAAAAAUAAAAAAGAAAAGCCAAAAUCUUGAAAUAAAAACAAGUUUCUUAUGCAAACAAGUGUCUGAAAUGAGAAAAAAUUAGUGCUUAUACUUAUUUCGUGUUGUUAAAAAAUCGCAAAAAAAUACUUAUGUGAAAAAAAGAACCUGCAACAAUCUCAACAAUUUUUCAUAAAUCCGAGAUUUUCUAAGAACGGUUUCGGAUAGACAUAGAUAACAUGACAUUAUAAAUGUGUAUGUCGAUUGUGAGGACAACCCGUAACUAAAGAGUUUUAUUUCGACAAAAAAAUGCAGCAAAUGGAAAUCUUUUCAUCGACACAACAAAGUCAGUUGAAAACUAUUUAGUUUGAAAUUUUCAUACUGAAUGGCUCAAAACCCCAUACCACCAGUAUGAAAAGCAAAAAAUUCUAUAUGGACUAAAAACAAGAGGAUUUGUUUAUGUAGCUGUCAUUUGGCAAAAACACUGGCCAACUAAUCUCUUUUGUUUUAUUUCAAAUACCAACCUGGAUACGGAUGUUGAAAAAAAUCGAAGGUGCUCAGGGUUUUUACAUCACAGCGGAAAUUAGUGUGUAUUUGAUAUGAAUGACAUGGCAACAAUUUAUAUACGUAUAUACAAACACAUAUAUAUUCAUAGAUAUAUGUAACAUAUAAAGGAACUUAUGUUUGUGAAACAACUGGAAACAAUUCUUAUUAACAUCAAUACCGUCCACAAAACAUAAAAAUAAAGCAAACAGUUCCAGAAGAGAGCCAAUGCUCGAUGUUUUUGUAAAGCUUUAAAAUCCAUAAAAUACGACACACAGACAUUUAAGCUUGGAGAUGUUUAUUUAUACAUAGCAAACCUAAAAGGAUUGGAGAUUGCACAAGGCUUAGAGAAGAACUCCUAGAAGGAUUGAUACUUGAACAUACAAUAAAAACAACUAAUCAGCUUUAAUCUAUUUUUGAAAUAAAUUUUAUGUAUAGACAAGAAACUAUAACUUCAACAGAUCGCAGUAUCAGAAGCAAAACAAAAGAUUUGGGAUUUUGUGUGUGUGUGCGGUAAUAAGGCCAUAAAGGAAACGAAAAUAAUUCCAUUGGAUUGUUUGGCAGUACAUCUGUAAACAUGGGUAGAAAGAAAAUUCAGAUAUCACGCAUUACAGAUGAACGGAACCGGCAGGUUACCUUUAAUAAACGCAAAUUUGGUGUCAUGAAAAAAGCCUACGAGUUAUCCGUUUUAUGCGAUUGUGAAAUAGCAUUGAUCAUCUUCUCCUCGAGCAAUAAAUUAUAUCAAUAUGCCAGUACAGAUAUGGACAAAGUCCUACUCAAAUAUACAGAAUAUAAUGAACCACAUGAAUCUUUAACCAAUAAAAAUAUUAUUGAGAUUCUCUCUUCUCCAUUUCAGAAGGAGAACAAAAACGGUGUCAUGUCUCCCGAUUCACCGGAACAGGAAGCCGACUACAGCCUGACGCCACGCACCGAAGCCAAAUACAAUAAAAUCGAUGAAGACUUUCAGCUGCUGAUGCAUCGCACCCAGAUGGCCGGAGGUGCGGGGUCGGGCCGCAAUAUGUCCAAUGCCAAUUACACAUUGCCCGUAUCGGUGCCGGUGCCGGGCGCCUAUGGUGAUAGUAUGCUGCAAACGAGUCCGCAAAUGUCCCACACAAACAUAAGCCCACGACCAUCGAGUUCGGAAACGGAUUCAGGUGGGAUGUCGUUGAUAAUAUAUCCAUCCGGUUCUAUGUUGGAGAUGUCUAAUGGUUAUCCUCAUUCACAUUCGCCGCUUGUUGGUUCUCCCAGUCCGGGGCCAAGUCCUGGCAUAGCUCAUCAAUUAUCGCAUAAACAACAUUCGCCAGGCAGUCAAAAUGGCCGAGCUUCCAAUUUGCGGGUGGUCAUACCGGCACCCACUAUUGCUCAAAACAUGUCCACCGCCGAUGAAUUAGCCUACACCGAUCGUCACAAUCAAACAACUUUAAAUACUCCCGUUAUGACAUUACAGACACCCAUACCAGCGUUACAGGGUUAUCCGUUUGUACCGCAAGAUUUUUCCAUGAGCACCUCCGAUGUGAUGAGUUUACCCACAUGGAGUACUCAUCAGGGUUUGGUACAUCAAACGGGCCUCUCCCAUUUAAGUGUUUCAAAUAGUACACCUCCUCCCGCCACAUCACCAGUAAGCAUCAAAGUAAAGUCCGAGCCACAAUCUCCACCCCGUGAUCUCUCCGGUGGCCAUCAGCAUAGUAAUGGCUCCAAUUUAGGCUCUUCAAAUAGCACCAGUGGAGGCGGCGGAGGAGCCAGUAGUGGUGGCAAUGGUGGUUCAACUAGUCACUCCAGUUUAAAUGCCAAUAAUUUGAAUAAUUCUUUGUCCUUAAAUGCCGGCGGUUUGAGUGUCAGUAGUGCGGUGGGAGUCAUAGCCGGUUCUAGUCCUGGUGGCGCCGGUGGUGGCGGAGUAUUAAGUGGCGGUGCUUCAAAUUCUUCCUCCACCUCCAAUGGCUCGGCCAAUGAUCAGGCGACCAAUUUAAGUGUGUUAAAUCAUAGUCAACAGCAUUUGGUCAUGGCUGGUUCAAGACCAUCUUCGACAGGUCAUCUAACACCUACACCGGGCAUAGAUAAAUAUGAAGGUUAUCCCUAUCGGUCACAACUGGGUCCGAAUUCUAGAAUAUGGAAUUUUGGUACAGUGACGCCGAGCAAUAUACCCUCACCCGAUAUGCGCAUGAAUGAGAUGCAUAAACAGCAACAACACCAGCAACAACAACAACAGCAGCAGCAUCAGCAACACCAACAGCAGCAGCAGCAACAACAACAACAGCAUUUGAGCGAUUACGAGGGUGGACCGAAUCAGGCGCACAAGCGGCCCAGAAUAUCGGGAGGAUGGACAACAUAGCCAAAUGAAAAUAGUAAUAAUAAUAGUAGCAACAACCACAACAACAAAGCGUUAGUAGACAAUUAUCAGCCACAUUCGCUUCAUAACAAUCAUCAUCAGCCACAUUUUCAAGGCAAUGCCAAUAAUAACAGUAGCAGCAGCAGCAGCAGCGCCGCGAACAUUAUUCUCACAAACCAACGACAUGCUACGUCACAACAGUUUAGUCAAUAUCACCAACAGCAGUCUUUCAACCAAAAAACUCAUCAAACACUUGAUUUGUACAACUAUAUGAGUGGCAGCGCUGCUACGGCGUCUUCACCAUCUAACAAUUGCCAAAAUUCCAAUGAGACAAAAACAGCG
This is a messenger RNA of Stomoxys calcitrans (stable fly), 4710 nucleotides long. RefSeq names its product myocyte-specific enhancer factor 2 (gene Mef2). Gene Ontology annotation, biological process: positive regulation of transcription by RNA polymerase II; cell differentiation. Bases 2620 to 4371 code for a protein of 583 amino acids. The record is from RefSeq and is a predicted model, not a curated record. The transcript is spliced from 15 exons. Gene Ontology annotation, molecular function: histone deacetylase binding; protein dimerization activity; RNA polymerase II cis-regulatory region sequence-specific DNA binding. NCBI's taxonomy places the organism in Eukaryota, Metazoa, Arthropoda, Insecta, Diptera, Muscidae.